Aspergillus calidoustus is the source of this 844-nucleotide messenger RNA. Lineage: Eukaryota; Fungi; Ascomycota; Eurotiomycetes; Eurotiales; Aspergillaceae. The record is from the annotation of a GenBank genome assembly.
GGCUUCCCUGCCAACCAAACAACAACCGCUUGGCUUGGCAGGCGCCAAAAAUCGUGGGUUGUCGCAUGACUGAGACUCAUGACAUCAACCGAAACUCCAACAACUGAUGUUUCCGUCAAUUUGACUCCCUUCAUGUCUUAUCAAAUGCAGUCAACUUCAACGAUGGAAGGCAAAAGGAACGUGGAAUCUCAUACCAAGCCGCUCUCUGAGCGCGACAAACAUAUCCUCAGCAUCUACGGAACGGUGCCAUCUGGAGGGAUCCUCGGACAGCAUGCCAAACAGCGAGUCUACUUCGACUCGGGAGAUUACGCCCUUUCUGCAGCCAAGAGAGAGACUGACAGCGGCGCCAUCCAUACUGGCACCUCGCAUCCUGUCCGCGGCAGCAUCUCGCAUCCCUACGCGCCGAUCCCCAACACCAGUAAUGUUGUAACGGGUGCUGAUGGAGGCUUUCAUGGCAAGGAUUAUCCUAGCACGGGACUUGUGAGCAGUCCGCUUUCUCAGGAGAGUGAUACUACUGCUGAAGAUUAUUUCGGAGACCAAAGUGAAGUCACUGAUUAGGAUGCGAGAAAAGUCAAGGUUACUGGAGGGUCAAUAAGAGAUGCGGCCAUAAAAGCUUUAUCCAUAAGUCUUGCCAAUUUGUAACAGCGUGAUAAGCUAUGUGGUGGGAAAUUAUGAUACAUCAUACCACGCAAGACUUGCAAUUCGUAGGUUUCACAUUUAUAUGUUAUAGGACGUUGACCUCUUGCAAGAGCCCGGAAAUAUAAUCCGAGGCUCGGCUGGGAUUUGAUGAACCAGCGAGGAGAAAAGACCGCCGUCUCUCGUAUGAGGUCUAGGCACAUCUCUG